UUAUUUUAUUAUUAUAAAAAGAAGUUGUUGUAAGAUCAUAACAAAUGAGUUAGAUGGAGGUUUCUUCUUAGUAUUCUUCUGAAUGGUUUAAUGUUUUAAAAUAUGAGAAGUUAAACAUCAUGAGCAAUUCAGCUUCUGCAAAAAAGUUAGUGGAGGAUCUACUCAUUGACUUUAAAAAUAUACAUGGAGAAUGCCGAAAAAAGUAUCCAAAUAUCAAAGAGGCAUUGGAUAUUGGAAUUGUUCGCCUUCGUAUGAUGCUAUCAUCAAGUGAUGACAUUAUAAGCUCUUUGUCAACAAGUUCUGAAGUGUUUACUGCAAUAUUUUUUGGUUUGGAAUCAAAGUUUUCAAAGGUUUUACCCAUUUGUUUAACAAGUGUUCAGCGCCUUGCUUUGGCUGCAGCUGUUGGAGAGGUUUAUGCCACAAAAUUAGUUUCACAUUUAAGUACUCUUGUUGAAGAUGGAUUUGAAGAUUUACGUGUUCUUCAAACAGUGAUAGUUUUAUUAACGACCUCUGAUGUUGUUCAAAAAGAUUCACUUGCACAGACGAUAGUGUUAUGCUUCAAACUUUAUUUUAACCAAGACACAACAACAAGUAAUACUGCAAGUGCAGCAAUUCGCCAAGUUAUUGCAGUUGUGGUUGAUCGAAUGAUAGAAGAAGAUAAAAAAGAAAAGAAUACAGAAGAAACAGUGAGCUCAUAUCAUGUAAAAUGUCCACAAACAUUGCGUCCGAAAGCCCAGGAUGCAUAUUUAUUAUUUCAGGAUUUAUGCCAGCUUACCAAUGGCGAUAAUCCAUAUUGGAUGCAAGGAAUGAAAACCAUGACGCGUACGUUUGGAUUAGAAUUAAUGGAAUCUAUUUUAAAGCAUUACCCACAAGCAUUUUUAGAUCAUCCAGAGUUUUGCUAUCUUCUUAAGGAAAGAGUCUGUCCGUUGAUUAUCAAAUUGUUUUCACCAAAUAUUAAGUAUAAGAUUAGUGGUGUUUCCACGCCAACUAUCAUUGAAAAACCUUUGUUUUCACUCUCCGUUCGAUUGCUUAGAGUUGUUUCAGUGCUCAUUAAACAGUUUUAUACUCUUCUGAUUACAGAGUGUGAAAUAUUUUUAUCUUUGCUUGUAAAAUUUUUGGACAGUGAUAAACCUUUCUGGCAACGCACAUUGUCAUUAGAGGUGCUACAAUCUUUAUGCCAGCAACCGCAGAUACUAAGAUCAUUUUGUGAAUAUUAUGAUAUGCAAGAACACUCUACAAAAAUAUUUGAGCAAAUUUGCAAAGGACUUGGAAUGUUUAUCUGUUCAUUGUUUUGUAAUGACAACAGUGGCCAAUUAAACACCACUUCUAACCAAAAUAAUGGUUCACCAGUAGAUAAAAUGGGAAAUCAAUCUGGAUUUAUAUAUAAUGGAGUCUGGAUACCUGUUACUACAUUAUUAGUUUCAAAAUCAAUUUAUUUAGAUCAGUUAGAUUACAAAAAUGAAAAUGUAAAUGUUAGUGAAUCUUAUGGUAUGCAGUUAGCAUGUUCAACCGUGCUGCAUAUCUGCAAUGCCAUUGACAUUCUUAUUUUGAAACGAGAUUCAAUAAAAAAACGCACUGAAUCAAAUAUGGAAGUAAAAGAUGUUAUCCAUCAUGAUAAAACUGGUUUGGGUUCAGAAUCUUUUAAAUAUACACAACCGUUAGAUGUAGAACCACAUAUAGAUAUGUCAGCUUGUUGGCAUAAAAUGAUUGAAAAUUGUUGGAAAACUAUGCUGUCUACACUGUCACUUCUUUUAGAAGCAAGUACGGAUGAACAAGCUAAUGAACAAAUAUUGAAAGGAAUGCAAAUCUUCGCUAGUGUCUGUGGUCAGUUGCAAUUGAACUCCUGCCGAGAUGCUUUUAUUGCAUCCAUUUGUAAAAUGGCACUUCCAUCAGGUUACAAUUCUAAUAAUCUUAACAGUACUUUAUCAAAACUUUUGGAGAGUUUAUCAUCAGAAAAGUCACCAGACUCACUUAGUAACACCGGGAGCAUCAUUAUGACAGUUAAAAAUGUUGAGUGUAUGAGAGCACUAUUAAACCUUUCACAUUGUCACGGUUGUUUACUUGGAACUGCAUGGCAUAUUAUUCUAUUAACUCUACAACAUUUAACACAAAUUCUUGGUCUCAAAUUGUCAACAGGUGGUACCUCAAAAACCAUUCAACCUAAUGAAAUACCAAAUCUUGACAUACCACAAGCUUUAAAUUCAGACCUUCCAGUUUUGUCAUCAAUGCUAUCUCGACUAUUUGAAAGUUCACAAUAUUUAGAUGAUGUUGGAUUGCAUCAUUUAGUGGAUGCAUUGUGUCGUUUAUCUAUGGAAGACAUGGAAAGUGCCACCAAUAAUAAGGAGCCAAGUUUGUUCGGAGUUGCAAAGAUGUUAGAAACUGGUCUUGUAAAUCUUAAUCGACUACAUGUGUUAUGGAAACCUCUUACAGCUCAUUUAUUAGAGGUCUCGCAACAUCCUCAUGCACGACUUAGAGAAUGGGGAGCUGAUGCUCUCACUGAACUUAUUAAAAUGGCAGUUUUUUAUGAACAUGUUCCUUCACUAGCUGAAAAUCUACCAUUGCAAUUAACAAUUUUAUAUCCACUUCAAGAAAUGGCUUUAAUAAGUUAUAGUGGUGUACGUCAGCUACAGUUUGAGUGUGUUUUAAAUAUUUUGCAAGAAUGUGCUCCUAAGUUAGGUGCUGCUUGGCCAGUUAUACUCAGAAUUAUAGGUUCUGCUACUAAUCAGCAAAAUGAAGCAAUCAUAAGAUUAGGCUUUCAAAGUCUUCAGUUAGUAGUCACAGACUUUCUACCAAUUAUACCUUGUUGGUGUGUACAUGUGUUAGUUGAAGUUAUUGGCAAGUUUGGUUUGCAGCAGAAUGAGAUUAAUAUUAGUUUAACAGCAGUUGGAUUGUUGUGGAAUCUAUCAGAUUUUCUAUACCAAAAUCGUGCUUCUCUAAAACAUGAGCUGGAAAAGUAUGUGAUAUGCCAGCCUGAGUUAACACAGCAUAAAGAAGCUAAUGGCCUCAUAAGCCCUAUACAAAACAAAGAUUUGUAUCCAUCUCUUGAUAAUGCUGUGUCUCCUUUUGACUCUGCUUGGAUGAGUUUAUAUAGUAAGCUGGGGGAACUGUGUGUUGAUCCUCGGCCUGCUGUUCGCAAAAGUGCUGGACAAACACUCUUUUCAACCAUAUCUGCACAUGGUGGGUUGCUUGAAAAUGCAACAUGGUACUCUGUUUUAUGGAAAGUUUUAUUUCCUCUUUUGCAACAAGUAAAAGCCAUGUCUUCUGCCGCUGCUGACUGCCCCCCUCCAUCUGAUAACACAACGUUACCUGGUAAUAUACUUAUUCAUCAUUCACGUGACACAGCUGAAAAACAAUGGGCAGAAACUUGCGUUUUAUCCCUAGCAGGUGUAUCACGGGUGUUCAGCAACAGAGAGCAUGUUUUAAGAAAGUUAAGUGAUUAUCCUCGAGCAUGGGCUUUGUUGUUGGAGAUUAUUGAAGGUAGUGCAUUAAGUAAAAAUGCAGAAGUUGCUUUAAAUUCUCUUAAAAGUUUUCAAGAAAUUGUGAAAAAUAACAUGGAGGAGCAUGAAGAAGGGAAGAUACCUUUUUUGAACAUUACUGAACAAGAGCUCGAUUUAUGGAUAAAUGCUUGGAGAGUGUGGCAAAACAUCGGUACAUACUGUAUGGAUGUAUCUUCAUUUGUUAGAAACUCAAAAGAUAGCUCAGGCAAAAUCUCAAAUAAGACUGUGUAUCCUUCCCAAGCUUUUUUGACUGCUUUGGUUAAUAUUUUUCCUCCUUUACUUGGAAGAAUUUAUGGACGCUUUGGAAUCGGUGAUUUAGAGAGAUUAGGCAAAGUAUUAGAGCGAGCUGUAUCAAUGCCUCUGCAUUCUGACACGUCGCCCUUUCUUCUUCCAGCAUUUCAUCAUGAAACAACACUUUCACCGUUACAGAAAUCAGUUCUCCAAGCAAUAAGUACUUUGCUUGCUGAGGUUCCCCAGCUAAAUAAUAAGAGCAUAUUGGACCAUAAUGAUAAUCUACCAAUGUACCCAACAGUGUUCACAUUGCUGUUACAUUUUAUAGAGUUCGCUUGCUGUCCACCAAAAGUGGAGACACAGGAUAAUGAAAGUUAUACACAAAUUCGUGGUCGUGCUGGUGAGUGGGUUGUUAUGAACUAUGUACCUUUAGCAGAACAUAGUAUGAAAUUAGUGCAAACUCUUUAUGAAAUAAGCUAUGCUAAAGUCACAGUUGUUAAAGGAAAUGUCUUAAAGAAUAUUAUUAAGACACUUCAUUUACCUUUAAAAUUAAAAUAUGCGUGUCCAGCUCAAUCCACCUGGAAGUUGUCCAUUGAAUUGCUUCUCAACGUUUUAAAGAGUGGUUUAAAAGUUCAUUUGAAUAACAAAGAUGAUGAUUUUCAAGACAUGUGGAUGAGUAUGGCAAGUGCUUUUGAUGAUUUUCUUUUUUCCUUAAGCCCGCCACCUGAUUCUCAAACUCUAGCUGAACACAGAUUAGAUGAACAAAUUGACAUAAAGCUUGUCAAGCUGAUUAGACAAGAUAUACUACCAUUUGCAUCGUCUCUGCCUAAGGUGUUUGUUGAUCGGCUUAUGAAACUUCUUAAUAAAGGAUCUAUACAUUCUGCAACAACUGAUAUGUUUGACAGUGAUUCAGUAGCAUUCCCUUUCAAAGAAGAUUUUGCCAAAUUAUGUUUUGAAACUCUUCUUCAGUAUUCUUUCUUUAAAGAUACACAUAAUAAAGAGGAGAGCGAAUUGUCACGGUUAGCUUUACAAUCAUUGCUGGAAAGAUGUAAAAGUGUGCUUUGUAAAUAUUCAAAAGAUGAAAGACUUAAUGGCCAGUUUCCAUUGCCAAGGACACGAAUGUUUGAAAUGUCAUUUGCAGUAAAAGCUAUUGCUACUUUGCUCGCUUCUAUUAAAAAAAUGGUGGAAAACAAACCUAACUUGAUUGAUGACCAAUUAUGGCGUGACUUAAUCGGUCUAUACCCUACGAUAUUGGAAUGUAUUACUUGCAGUAGUGAACCUGUACGUCAUGCAUUGAAGGAAGCUCUUUUGGAGUUCCAAGAUUUACUUUCACCUCCAAAAUCUUUAGUUAUUAAUGGCUCUUGAAAUUUAUUUUUUUAAGUAGUUAGAUCUGAAUUAUUUUUUUAUAUUUAUUACCAGUUGGCAUUUUUUACUAUAUGUUUUUAAUAUAUAAAUCUCUUUAAUUUUUUUCGAGGCUCUACGUAAAGGACUAGGGACCUACGUAUCCAAAUGUGAAAGUUAAAAGUUAAACUUUUUUUUUCAGAAAUAAGAACUUCUUAAUAAAUUCUCUUUUUUAUUAUUUUACAGUUUAUUUUCGUUUAUAAUUUAUUUAAGUAAUUAUAGAACAAAUAAUUGAAUGUCUUGUAAAAGUUUUUUUUUUUUUUCGUUUUCAUACUUCCAUCCAAAAUAAUGUAAACAUUUAAUUUUUCUUUUCUUUUUCGAUAUCGUUAUUUAACAUUUCGAACUGUACUAAGUUUUAGUUUCGGUAAAAAAAGUACAAAGCUA
This is a messenger RNA of Hydra vulgaris (swiftwater hydra), 5513 nucleotides long. Its product is annotated as protein MON2 homolog. The record is from RefSeq and is a predicted model, not a curated record. NCBI's taxonomy places the organism in Eukaryota, Metazoa, Cnidaria, Hydrozoa, Anthoathecata, Hydridae.